UUGGUUGAAUUCUACAGAAUCCAGUGGGGACCUGAAUACUGCGGACACAACCAGACCAGCCCUGUGGAGGAGACCAGUACAAAGGAGAGCUUUAUCAGCCUGCAGGGCUUACUCUUCUCCUGUAAGUACAAAGUCCUUCUGCAGCCAGUCAGCAAGACGAGUCAUCCUCUGGCAGAAAGCACCAGCUUUCAUACGCCUCCCUGCACCACCAUCCAGGCCAAGAGUCCAACACCUGUCAACUGUCCCAGAGAAACCGCUAUGAAUCUUCAGAAAGUCCUGGUGAAACCAACCAACCUGAUCGCAUCUUUUGAGGUCCUGGGGGGCAAUGUGACAGCUAUCUUUAGCUGGGAUAUAUCUAUGACUUCAUCCCACCAGCAGCUAACUGGUUACCAGGUUACCUGGGCAGAAGUCAUCUCAACUAACCGCAACUACAAUGUCAAGCUGCCUCGCACCCUGAUCUCCCAGUCCCAGAUCCUACCGCCGGAUGGUGAUGUUCUAGUGGUGUCAGGCCUACGCCCUGCUAGUUUGUACAGGCUGGAGGUACAGGCCAUCACAACGGAGGGUGAAGGUCCUACAGCCAGGAGAACCUUCCAGACCCCUGGAUACCAAAGCACCUUACUGCACA
Haplochromis burtoni (Burton's mouthbrooder) is the source of this 625-nucleotide messenger RNA. Its product is annotated as anosmin-1-like. The annotation marks the transcript as partial. Gene Ontology annotation, molecular function: protein binding. The record is from RefSeq and is a predicted model, not a curated record. NCBI's taxonomy places the organism in Eukaryota, Metazoa, Chordata, Actinopteri, Cichliformes, Cichlidae. The transcript has 4 exons.